Prunus armeniaca (apricot) is the source of this 243-nucleotide messenger RNA. The record is from the annotation of a GenBank genome assembly. NCBI's taxonomy places the organism in Eukaryota, Viridiplantae, Streptophyta, Magnoliopsida, Rosales, Rosaceae.
AUGGCGCUUGUGGAGGUGGUGGUAGUGACAGCAUGGUGGUGGAGGUGGCAGCAUGGUGAUGGUGGUGGUGUUGGUUGUGGAGGUGGUGGUGGAUGUGGAUGUUUUGAAGGAGGUGGUGGUUGUUGUGGUGGUGGUGGUGGUGGUGGUGGAGGUGGAGGUGAAGGUGGAGUUGGUGGUGGUGGAGGUGGUGGUGGUGGUGGUGGUGGUAGUGACAGCAUGGUGGUGGAGGUGGCAGCAUGGUGA